AUGGGUGAAGCUGUAUCGAAGAUCGAGGGAAAGCUUGACGAGACGUUCAAGAGGAGACAAUCCAACGAAAAGGUGAUAGAAGGCGGUAUUGACGUCGAGGGAAAUAUCGUGAAGCAGGUCGAGAGCGGCAAGGAGCCUACUUUCCGACGCUUGCCUACCCCCGAAUAUCAGAAGAGCGAUGUGAAGACGCCGAUCACAGAAACCAUCGUCUCCCCUGUGUCCCCGGUGUCUCUUACCGGCUCACCCGAAGGCUUCAAAGCCCCAGCUUCCACAACAGGAUCAGCGCCCGCAAACUAUGGCGGUAGCGACGUAGCGUCAGUGAGGAGUGAUGCGACACUUCGACCACCGCGCGGGCCCCUGCCCACGAUCCCUGGUUCUCCGCGCGAGUCCGGCGCAUCUCAAGGGGCACAAACGCCGUCUACUGAGAAGUUGAGCUUUCCUCUACGGUCCGCAUCUAAGCAGCCAGUCGGCGCUGCGAAAGGAUUACCGCGAACACCCGCUCCUCUGAACAGACAGCGUGCGCCCACUCCAUCCUCGCGCCCUGGAAGCUCAUCCAGCGAUGCCGCCACCGGUGUUGUUCCGAAGCCUGGAGAGACUGCGCGCGAAGGACCGCCGGUGAAGCUUACCCUUGAUACCAAAUCGGCCACAGUAUCGAGCUUCGACAACGCCGUACAAGCCGCAGGCGAGUCUAUAGGCGAGCCUCUUACUCCAUCUCAUCCGGCAUACUUUCCGAAGACGCUCCUCUCUACCAGCAAGGAGGUUGCUUUCCGCCCAGCCGUUAAAGAGAGCCAUCUACGAUGCUUUACUUCGCACGCAACCCUGGUCUCGGACCCGAACCGCCUCGGCAUGGGUAAAUGUCAAGUCUGUAGCAAGGACGACAACAGCCCCCGAAAAAGUUGCGGCCACUGCUUUCUACAUCUCUGCGAGCCGUGCUCGCAGGUUCUUACCGAUAUGAAAGGCAAUCUAAAGCAGCUCAUGGAAGUUGUCAAGAAUCAGGGCAUCAAAGGCAAAGCAGUUGCGGCACCAGAGUCUACCACAGGCUCUGCGACAUCCGAUAGCACCAUUCGCCCAACUCGAGCUUGA
Molecule: messenger RNA, 1083 nt
Organism: Phaeoacremonium minimum UCRPA7
Lineage: Eukaryota; Fungi; Ascomycota; Sordariomycetes; Togniniales; Togniniaceae
Exons: 1
Coding region: 1-1083 (360 amino acids)
Source: RefSeq, a predicted model, not a curated record